AGGCUUUCUGAAUGCUUGCUGGUACAAGCUUACAACUUAACACAAAUUUACUCCCUAGAUACGCUGCUAGUGGCCAGCCUGGACACGGAUAAUUUCGAAUAUCCCGUUUAGAAAUCCAAGCAGUGCAACUAUAGAACACUGGAAGAAGAGCCCCAUUAUAUCAUUCGCUUAUCACCGCUCCGACGUAUCUGAUUUCCUGAUUAGCCGCGAACCGCUAGUCACUAUCGAUAUCGUGCAAAUUAUCAACAAUUGCGUAUAGGCUGCCGGAGAUAUCGAACAAAAUGAGUUCCGGGCCCACCAUCUGCCACAUUUUGGAUUUUCCGAAUGAAAUUUUGAUCAAAAUUAUCUCACAUUUAAACGCCAGAGAGCGUGUUCCGCUGGGUAAUUCAUGCAAGAAAUUACACAGUCUUGUAUUCGAAGAGAAAGAAUUAUUAAGGAAUUUAGAUUUUUCCAAGGACGGACGCUUGACAUCAGCUUCUGACAUCCGUCAAUAUUUCAACAACAGCAAUGCAACCGAGUACAUUCUGAGAGUAAAUUUAAGAAACGUAAAUUGUAUGGAACCAGAGCAGAUGCUUAACGAUUACAUCGGCAAGGCGGUCAACAUAGUUGACAUAAACGUACAUGGCACAAGAUUUGAAGACAUACGAGAGUUGGAAUAUUUCCUAAAGUCAAUGCCGCAUAUAAAGAGACUCUCUAUCGACUGGCCACGACGAACGGAAGAUAACUCUGCACCUUGCUGCAAGGCUCUACGAGGGACGUUAAGCAGACUCACGUAUUUGUCAGUACGAAUGUGGCAUGCACCUCAUGCAAAAAAGUUUAUCCGUUAUUUACAACUUUGUCAAAAACUCAAGGAACUACGCAUGAUUGGAAGGAGAACCUGCUUUGUUGCCGAAGGAGACUGCGUUCUGAGCUUAGAACCUAAAAUACUUAGGAACCUCGAAACCGUUGAGUUUUGUGGACCCUGCACCGACGGCGAGAAGGAUUACUUCAUGGCUUUGCUUCCGGAACUUGAGAAAUGGACCGACUUUCAAUUUCCCAAACAUUACAUUGGGAAUGGUUUUUACUUUGAAAAAAACGUGCAAGUUUGCGAGGAGCUACUCGAGAUGAAUUGGAUUCUAAACAUUGCUCCCAAUAUUUACUUCGACGAAUAUGUUGAAUUUGGCCGAUCUGUGCUCUCUGAAUGUCUUUUGACAGAAGUGAUUAAAAUCACGCAUAAAGAUGGGCCAGAAGAUUUCUGUUGUUUAUCUCUACUCAAUGAAACAGACAUAUGUGUUGUCAAGAUCGAUGAGGCAAAGCGACUGCUGAAAGAUCCAACUUAUCAAAUUUCCUAUUUACGUAUCAAUCAUAACAUAGAAACAAAUUGUGACGUGCAUUUAGUCGUAUCCGCUUUUCCAAAACUGACCGAACUUGUUUUAUCCAACGUAACAGAAGUUUCGGGUUCGAAGAGAGUACACCCUCAGAGACGACUUAGGAAAAGAAAUAGUACAAUACCUAGAAAAGAGGAUGAUCUAAGAAACAAAAAUCUAGAUUCAUCUUUUAAACUGCUCGUUGAGAAUUCGCCUCAGCUUAGAGACCUGACGCUGGAUACUAAUUACAGCACGUUCGAAGAUGAUAGAAUGUGGGACUUGGAUGCUAUGCACCUAAUCUCAGGUUGGACGAAUCUCAGAACCUUACGUUUGUCAUCGAUACCGAUCGAGGACGGUAUUUUUCUCACUGAAAUCGGAAGGACAUGCAAGUAUUUGGAGAUAUUAGAAUUGUACGAUCUGGGUCCCGGGGAUGUUUGCUGCUACAUCGAUGAACUGUGUCAAAUGCUUUCCGACCUCAAAACCCUGAGAGAAUUCAGAAUUCAUCAGGACAACAUUGGCGAAGUGUCUCAAGUCUUCGUCUCACUCGCCAACAACGUGCAACUAAGGAAAGUUUACAUGAUAAGUGAUGGCGAAAUGAACACCACGAAUAAUUUGAUAUCCUCUGUCGAACACUUGCUUUGUUCGUGUUCAAAAUUAACUACAUUCCAAUGUAUAAUUGACGAAAUAUCCGAAGCCGAUUCUGUGGCAUUGACGACCGUGUUGAGAAGUUUCAAGCGCAAAGUUAGGCGACCAAAUUUCCAAUUCCAAGUUGUUUGGUCUAUGGAUCUGGUAGUGGAUGAUUCUGAAGCGCUGAAAGAAGACACCAUUUGUGAGGACGCCCUGCCUCUAACCUUCCCCUGUGACAUGGGUAUGGCACAUCGUUCGUAGAGUGCGC
Messenger RNA from Diprion similis, 2241 nucleotides. RefSeq lists its product as uncharacterized. Lineage: Eukaryota; Metazoa; Arthropoda; Insecta; Hymenoptera; Diprionidae. Gene Ontology annotation, molecular function: protein binding. The transcript is spliced from 9 exons. The coding region runs from base 282 to 2234 and encodes 650 amino acids. Gene Ontology annotation, biological process: SCF-dependent proteasomal ubiquitin-dependent protein catabolic process. The record is from RefSeq and is a predicted model, not a curated record.